UGUCGCUCGUGCGUGUAUCGUAUCGUGUCGUGUCGUGUCAUCGUGCGUCUCCGUAUUGCCGUUGUAUUGCGCGCGCGAUACGAUAAGACAAAGGGCCGCGUUUAUCUCGCGGCCUCUCUCGUACGUGAGAGAAAGAGAAAGCGAGAGUGAGAGAUAGACCGAGCACACGCCAGGAAUGCACACAACAAUCGCGGAUACCAGUCCACAUAACUGAGGGAAAAGCAUGCGGUGUGUACAGCGCACACAGAGAAAUCUUAACCCGGGUGCAAUCCCGAUAGUACUGAUGCAUCCCGGCGCUUCGAGAAUCGCCACCGAUCGCGUUGUCUUAACAUCGUGUCUCCAUUGACGUGUUAGGAUUGCGAAGAGGAUUAGGAAGUGGAGCUAACGGACAUUAGUCGCGACCAUCGAUGGCGGCCGCGAGUUUUCCUCCAAGCUUCUCGAACGUCGGUGUACUAGAGAAUUGCGCCGGCAUGGAGGCAACAAACGGCGCGAUCGAGCACGACUUCCACAACACGUUGGUGCCGAUAAACGGUAGCCAUUCAGGCAGCUCCGGCAGGAGUACGCCGAACGGCGGCGACCCGGCGCCGGGCAAGCUUUUCGUGGGCGGCCUUUCCUGGCAGACGAGCAGCGAAAAGCUACGGGAAUAUUUUAACAUGUUCGGCACUGUCACCGAUGUUCUCAUCAUGAAGGAUCCGAUGACGCAGCGUAGCCGCGGUUUCGGCUUCAUCACAUUCGCCGAGCCCGGUAGCGUCGACAAAGUCCUCAAGUGUCCCAUCCACACCCUGGAUGGCAAGAAGAUUGAUCCGAAGCACGCGACGCCGAAGAAUCGCGCGAAACAGGCCAAUCGCACUAAGAAGAUCUUCGUGGGUGGUGUCAGUCAGGACACCAGCAGCGACGAGGUCAAGGCCUACUUCAAUCAAUUUGGGAAGGUGGAGGAGACGGUGAUGCUGAUGGAUCAACAAACGAAACGUCAUCGCGGCUUCGGUUUUGUCACCUUCGAGAACGAGGACGUGGUGGACCGCGUGUGCGAGAUACACUUCCAUACGAUCAAGAACAAGAAGGCAGUAGAAUUGAGUGUCGAUUGCUAGAGAGAACGUGAGAACACAAGGCUGGCGAACCGAGGCGGCUGUUCCGAGGGACGAUGCACACGGCGAAACCAGGUAAGAUUUUUUUAUUUCUUUCCUCCUCUUCCUUUUUUUUCUUCAGUUUUUUUCUUACUUCGAUAUUACCUUUGUAGAGCUACAUCGAGCUGGUGUUUUUCAAUCGGAAUGUUUUUCCCGUGGUCUACAAUUGGAAUCGAGAUUACUUUCGAAUAGCCUUUAAG
This is a messenger RNA of Mycetomoellerius zeteki, 1324 nucleotides long. It is a transcript of the gene msi, whose product is annotated as RNA-binding protein musashi. Gene Ontology annotation, biological process: regulation of translation. Gene Ontology annotation, molecular function: mRNA binding. Bases 408 to 1088 code for a protein of 226 amino acids. Gene Ontology annotation, cellular component: cytoplasm. The transcript has 6 exons. NCBI's taxonomy places the organism in Eukaryota, Metazoa, Arthropoda, Insecta, Hymenoptera, Formicidae. The record is from RefSeq and is a predicted model, not a curated record.